Molecule: messenger RNA, 1698 nt
Organism: Ipomoea nil (Japanese morning glory)
Lineage: Eukaryota; Viridiplantae; Streptophyta; Magnoliopsida; Solanales; Convolvulaceae
Product: chromatin assembly factor 1 subunit FAS2
Exons: 11
Coding region: 167-1549 (460 amino acids)
Biological process (GO): nucleosome assembly; DNA replication-dependent chromatin assembly
Cellular component (GO): nucleus; CAF-1 complex
Molecular function (GO): protein binding
Source: RefSeq, a predicted model, not a curated record
CCCGCCAGAAUUCCCCCUACCUUUCCCAUUUUCCCUCGCAUUUCUCGCUGUGCUCAUAAAGAGAGCCCUAAAACCUUACUAUCACUGUGAUCUCGUCCGUCCUAGUCACCUAAAACUUGUAGCAGAAUUGAAUUCGACAAGGGAAAGGGAAUUUCUUUGCUAAAAAAUGAAAGGCGGUACACUUCAGAUUAAUUGGCACGAUACUAAGCCUGUUUUGACGCUCGAUUUCCACCAUCUCACCGGAACCCUAGCCACCGGCGGUGCCGAUUUCGACAUCAAGCUAUGGGUGAUCAAUCCGACUGAAGAUAAAAAAAAAGCUCCGGAAGUUACUUAUAAGACUAGUCUUUCUUACCACAGCUCAGCAGUAAAUGUGCUCCGCUUCUCUCCUUCAGGUGAACAUUUGGCUUCUGGUGCAGAUGGGGGUGAGCUGAUAUUAUGGAAGUUACAUUCAACAGAUGGCGGUGAAGUAUGGAAAGUCCUGAAGACAUUAUCGUUUCACCGCAAGGAUAUAUUAGACUUGGAGUGGUCUAAUGAUGGUGCAUAUCUAAUUUCUGGAUCUGUUGAUAAUUCAUGUAUCAUAUGGGAUGCGAACAAAGGUUCUGUUCAUCAGAUUUUGGAUGGCCAUUUCCACUAUGUCCAAGGUGUUACAUGGGAUCCAUUGUCUAAGUAUGCUGCAUCACUCAGCUCAGAUAGAUCAUGCCGUAUUUACGUAAACAAACCAUCCAAAAUGAAAGGAAUUGAGAAGAUGAAUUUUGUUUGUCAGCAUGUUAUUGCCAAAAUAGAAUCACAAACAGCAGAUGAGUCUAAGUCUGCGAAAAGCCAUCUUUUUCUUGAUGAGACACUGCCAUCUUUCUUCCGAAGAUUAGCAUGGUCACCGGAUGGAUCAUUUCUACUUGUACCUGCAGGUUCUUACAAAUAUUCCCCUACUUCUGCACCAACAAAUACUGCUUUUGUAUUUUCUAGAAAAGAUCUAUCAAGGCCUGCUUUGAUUCUUCCUGGUGCCAGCAAACCUGUUGUUGCAACACGUUUCUGUCCUGUGUCUUUCAAAUUGCGGGGUUCAAACUCAUCUACAUUCUUCAAGCUUCCAUACCGCCUUAUUUUUGCUGUGGCCACUUUGAAUUCCGUAUACAUAUAUGACACAGAGGGCGUUGAACCAAUAGCAGUCAUAGCUGGUCUUCACUAUGCAGCAGUAACUGACAUUGCAUGGUCUCCUGACGGGAAAUUUCUAGCGUUGUCUUCUCAAGAUGGUUAUUGCACUCUCCUAGAGUUUGAAAAUGAAGAACUGGGAACUCCUUUCGCAGUAUCAGAAGGGAAGAAUGCCGUUGGUCUAGAAAACAGAGAUGAGUUUCAGAAAAGGACUGAAAAAACAGUGGAAUCUACUCCUACUCCUAGUCGUAGUCCGAGUCAUUGUGGUAGAAUUGCAGAUGCAGAUGUUAGAAAAAUGGAGGAACAGGCAAACGAUGGGAAGCCAUCUUCUACAGCUACCAAACCCGCUCAAAUUCCCGCCAAGGUCACAAAAAAGCGUAUCACUCCCAUGGCCAUUGAUUAAUGAAGACAAUCUGUAUCUGUGUAGUAAUACAUGUUUCCCUUCUUCCUCUUUUAACUAUUACUAGUAGUUUUUGGCAUUUUUGUAUGACUUGCAGACUAUGUUACAUCUAUAUUUCAGUAAUGAAUGGGUAUAAAUAUAUACUUGAAAGU